This is a messenger RNA of Coregonus sp. 'balchen', 12604 nucleotides long. NCBI's taxonomy places the organism in Eukaryota, Metazoa, Chordata, Actinopteri, Salmoniformes, Salmonidae. The record is from the annotation of a GenBank genome assembly.
GGCGGAAGUCUGGAAGUCUGUUCCAAACAGUAAUCAUUCCAACACGGAGUGUGAAGUGUCAGCAUCUCUCCAGUCGCACGCCCAUCAUUCGUGGUAACCAUUCUCUUGUUGUCGUCUGCAUUUUCAUUUACCAAUAUUUUGACGCUUUUGACAUGCUUGCUCAGGUUAAAUAUUGCACCAUAGAUACGAAUUUUUAACCAACUGGGUGGACAAUAAUUUUGCAGAAGAAUUGUGCGCCGCGCGUCUUUAUUUUUCUUGAGCGCUAAUCAUCACUUGUGUUUAUUCAUCUACAACAAUUAUUUCCUGCCAUCGUGGUAGGUCGGCUGUGUAGCCGUCUCUCAAACAUAGCAAAGGAUUAAGUUACAGCUGGUGGCGGAUUAUUCUAUUGCCUUCCUCUUGUCAAGGUCUAGUCUUCGGCCUUUAGCUUUUCCAAUUGAGGUUGCCUGAAAUCGAGGUACAGUAACUGAAAAAAUGUCAAUUUUGUUUGACUAAAACAGCUUGCUAUUGUAUUUACCUCGCCUAAUCUCCUAAACCCUCACAUUGUCGAACCGCUUCUCCAUCAGGUAGGGCAGGAUACUUUUAGGCUAUUUGUCGUGUUAUAUUCCCUUCGUUGUAUUUUGUGUCCUUUUUCUUCACCAGAUGCUGCUCCUCUACUAAUCUCACUGCAACUCCCCUCCAAGUCUCCGACCACUACUUUGUUUCCUUUUCUCUCUCGCUCUCCUCCCACACUACUCACUCUGCCCCUACACAGAUGGUAAUGCGCCGCCGCAACCUUCGCUCUCUCUCUCCCACUACUCUCUCCUCUUCCAUCCUAUCAUCUCUUCCCUCUGCUCAAUCCUUCUCCCUCCAAUCUCCUGAUUCUGCCUCCUCAACCCUCCUCUCCUCCCUUUUUUCAUCCUUUGACUCUCUGUGUCCCCUAUCCUCCCGGCCGGCUGGGUUUCCCCCCCCCCACUCCGUGGCUUGAUGACUCACUGCGAGCUCACAGAACAGAGCUCCGGCAGGGGAGAGGAAUGGAAGAAAACUAAACUCCCUACCGACCUGGCAUCUUUUCACUCCCUCCUCCUCUCUACAUUUUCUUCAUCUGUUUUCUGCUGCUAAGGCCACCUUCUACCACUCUAAAUUCCAAGCAUCUGCCUCUAACCCUAGGAAGCUCUUUGCCACAUUUUCCUCCCUCCUGAAUCCUCCUCCCCCCCCCCCCCCACCUCCUCUCUCUCUGUGGAUGACUUCGUCAACCACUUUGAAAAGAAGGUUGACGACAUCCGAUCCUCGUUUGUUAAGUCUAAUAACACUGCUGGUCCUGCUCACACUGCCCUACCCUAUGCUUUGACUUCUUUCUCCCCUCUCUCUCCAGAUAAAAUCCUGCGACUUGUGACUGCAGGCCGCCCAACAACCUGCCCGCUUGACCCCAUCCCCUCCUCCCUUCUCCAGACCAUCUCCGGUGACCUUCUCCCCUACCUCACCUCGCUGAUCAACUCAUCCUUGACCGCUGGCCAUGUCCCUUCCGUCUUCAAGAGAGCGAGAGUUGCUCCCCUCCUCAAAAAACCAACACUCGACCCCACUGAUGUCAACAACUACAGACCAGUAUCCCUUCUUUCUUUUCUUUCCAAAACUAUUGAGCGUGCCGUCUUUAGCCAACUCUCUUGCUAUCUCUCUCAGAAUGACCUUCUUGAUCCAAACCAGUCAGGUUUCAGGACUGGUCAUUCAACUGAGACUGCUCUUCUCUGUGUCACGGAGACUCUCCGCACUGCUAAAGCUAACUCUCUCUCCUCUGCUCUUGUCCUUCUAGACCUGUCUGCUGCCUUUGAUACUGUGAACCAUCAGAUCCUCCUCUCCACCCUCUCCGAGAUGGGCAUCUCCGGCGCGGCUCACUCCUGGAUUGCGUCCUACCUGACCGGUCGCUCCUACCAAGUGGCGUGGCGGGAAGCUGUCUCCGCACCACGUGCUCUCACCACUGGUGUCCCCCAGGGAUCGGUUCUGGGCCCUCUCCUUUUCUCCCUAUACACCAAGUCACUUGGCUCUGUCAUAUCCUCACAUGGUCUCUCCUAUCAUUGCUACGCUGACGAUACACAACUAAUCUUCUCCUUUCCCCCUUCUGAUAACCAGGUGGCGAAUCGCAUCUCUGCAUGUCUGGCAGACAUAUCAGUAUGGAUGACGGAUCACCACCUCAAGCUGAACCCUGGCAAGACGGAGCUGCUCUUCCUCCCGGGGAAGGACUGCCCGUUCCAUGAUCUCGCCAUCACGGUUGACAACUCCGCUGUGUCCUCCUCCCAGAGUGCGAAGAGCCUAGGCGUGACCCUGGACAACACCCUGUCGUUCUCCGCCAACAUCAAGGCGGUGACCCGCUCCUGCAGGUUCAUGCUCUACAACAUUCGGAGAGUGCGACCCUGCCUUACACAGGAAGCGGCGCAGGUCCUGGUCCAGGCACUUGUCAUCUCCCGUCUGGACUACUGCAACUCGCUGUUGGCUGGGCUCCCUGCCUGUGCCAUUAAACCCCUACAACUCAUCCAGAAUGCCGCAGCCCGUCUGGUGUUCAACCUUCCCAAGUUCUCUCACGUCACCCCCCCUCCUCCGCACACUCCACUGGCUUCCAGUUGAAGCUCGCAUCCGCUACAAGACCAUGGUGCUUGCCUAUGGAGCAGUGAGGGGAACGGCACCUCUGUACCUUCAGGGUCUGAUCAGUCCCUACACCCAAACGAGGACAUUGCGUUCAUCCACCUCUGGCCUGCUGGCUCCCCUUCCUCUGCGGAAGCACAGCUCCCGCUCAGCCCAGUCAAAACUGUUCGCUGCUCUGGCACCCCAAUGGUGGAACAAGCUCCCUCACGACGCCAGGACAGCGGAGUCACUCACCACCUUCCGGAGACAUUUGAAACCCCACCUCUUUAAGGAAUACCUGGGAUAGGAUAAAGUAUUCCUUCUAACCCCCCCCCCCCCCCCCCCAAAUUGUAAAGUGGUUAUCCCACUGGCUAUAGGGUGAACGCACCAAUUUGUGAGUCGCUCUGGCUAAGAGCGUCUGCUAAAUGACGUUAAUGUGCCCUUGAGCAAGGCACUUAACCCUAAUUGCUCCUGUAAGUCGCUCUGGUUAAGAGCGUCUGCUAAAUGACUAAAAUGUAAAUGUAAAUGUAUAUGGGUAUUUUCUGACCCACCUUUUCCAUUAAUGUUGAUGCUGAUAAUAAUGUGAACAGUGCAUCUACAGUAUUUGCAAACUACACCUACCACUCUCGGUGAUAUUCUUACAUUCAAAUGAUCUGAAUGCAAGGCAACAUUUGUCACCUUCACGUUAUUAUAGCGUACUAUUACACAUGUUAACACCCUUGAUUAGAUGGAUACUGUAGUGUCAACUGUAAAGCAUUGGGUAGCACCCCCUCCCCUCUGUGGUCAUCUCUAGCCCCCCCCCCCCCCCCCCCACUGUUCUUUUUAGAACUGACUGACCCACAUUAUGGGAGAAUUUGGCUGUUGCACAUGAUUUCCUUACUUCCUUAUCCGCAGCCUUAACAUUAAUUAAAUGUUACUGACUAGCUUAAUAUACAUUUCUUUAUUGGUCAGUGCCAUAUUGUGUACCCCUAUCAGCUCGUAUUGGUGAUAGGGGUUUCACAGAAACAGGAAGAGACCAUUUGUUUUAAGCUUGACUCUUGACAUUGUAGCCUCCUUGAGGAUGUUCUUAAAAGAACAUGGCUCGAAAAGUUUUGGAACUCAUAGGCAUACCAGCUACCACGUGCCAAUUAGUUUUGACUUGCAAUAAGCAAAACUAGCACCACCAGAAUUCAAAUUAAUUCUAACCGCCACUUGCAUGUGAGUGUCUCAUUUACAUUUACAUUUACGUCAUUUAGCAGACGCUCUUAUCCAGAGCGACUUACAAAUAGGUGCAUUCACCUUAUAGUCAGUAGUACAACCACUUUACAAUGUUUUUUUUUUUUUUUUUAGGGGGGGGGGUGGGUUGGGGUAAGGGGGGGUAGAAGGAUUACUUGUCUCAAUAUGUAUUUGAUGUGGUAGAUGUAUUGGAACAUUUCUCGGUUGGGGUGUGGCUGCAUAGGCUACAUCAUUAAAUGUUGAGGAUUAAAACCUCCACAUCGAUUUGUCAAUGUUAUUGCUUAGGGUGCAUUAUGGUUAACAAAUAAGAUCUCCCUCUUCAGUAAUGUCGUUCCGAAGAGGCGUGGUCAGACAGAGCAAGUUCAGGCACGUUUUCGCACAGGCUUGGAAGGCGGAGCACUGCAUCGAUGAUGUCCGAGUGUCCCGCGUCACAUGGGACGGGCCCCUCUGCGCUGUGAACCCCAAAUUCACCGCAGUCAUCAUCGAAUCAGGCGGAGGAGGGGCCUUCCUCGUUCUGCCACUCAACAAGGUUUGUACUCGCCAAUUUACAUUUAAGCAUCCAACCUCUCUCAGAUUGAGGAUAAGCAUCGGAUCAAUACCCUAAAAGUGCCAUCGUAUUCCCGAUGACCUACUGUUUUCGGGCAAUUCCAUGGGAAUGGAAUUAUGCUGAGACUCAGAUUUUUCACAUAAAAUAUAUAUACCAAACAAAACCAUUGAUUUCAAAGUUUAACAAACCAUAGAACUCUAUACAAAAGGACUACUUUAAAAAAUGCAUUCAGAGGAAGAACUGUGCAGAUACAAAGUUUAGAAUAAAACUGAGGGCGAUUUUACCGUAAUUCUGUUACAGUUUUUCUAGUAAAAGUUACUUUUUUAUUUUUAUUUACUGUGUAAAUUGUUCAAAGUAGUCAUUGUGCAUAGAGUUGUAUGGUUUGUUCAACUUUGAAAUCAUGGUUUUUGUUUGGCAGACAUUUUAAAGUGAAAAAUCAGUCUCAGCAUAAUUCCGUUACUGUGGAAUUCAAAUCAAAUCAAAUCAAAUUUUAUUGGUCACAUGCGCCGAAUACAACAGGUGCAGACAUUACAGUGAAAUGCUUACUUACUGUGUAAAUUGCUCUUACUCCACUGCCAUUACUGGAUGGGUUGUAGCAAUAUGUCAGCAACUCUGACCCACUAAUUGGUUUCAUGUAAAACAGUGGUUGGUGAGAAGUACUGAGAUCUACCUCGGAUGUUGUGACUUAUCUGAUGAUGAAUUGUCACCAGGCCCACCUUACACCUGCUUCUUUCCCACAGAGUGGCAGGAUUGACCAGGCCACUCCCACGGUCUGUGGACACGCAGCCCCGGUGCUGGACGUCCAGUGGUGUCCUCAUGACGACAACAUCAUCGCCAGUGCCUCGGAGGACUGCACCGUAAAGGUGAGUGAUGGGAACGUAGCUGCCCUCUAAAAAAGCAGCUUAACCAGUUCACUGUAGUCUAUGAUAAAACGUUAAACCCUUGUCCAGAUCUUUGCUUUGAUUUAGGCGGACUGCUGGAUUAUAGUCAUAAGUGUUCAUUAAGGAGACAUAGCAGAUGCACUAUUAUAUGAUGGCAUUAUGUUGGCCUUAUGAUAGAUGCAUUACUAUCCAGAGGGAAUAUCUGUGUUGAGAAUGCUGCAGAUACUGUCAUAUACAGUCAUUGGUUAGGCCUAUAGAGUAGAAACAAAGGGUCAGUUGUCAAAGUGUUGUCAUUGGUUGUGUUGUCUAUGACAGGUGUGGGAGAUCCCUGAUGGAGGGCUGACUGGGCCAAUGACAGAGCCCGUAGUGACACUGGAGGGCCACAGCAAACGAGUGGGGAUCCUGGCCUGGCACCCGACAGCCUUCAACAUCCUCCUAACUGCAGGUAACCUCACCUAUCUGCACCUCAUUGUCUCACGUCAGAUAGUGUGAUCAUAAUGCCGUGGCCGUCUGAGAGAGGACAACGCAUGGCAGAGGACAAUGUCUGCACCUCAAAUAGUGUAUGUCUUUGGACUAUCCAGCCCGGUAGCGAUGCCUCUUGUAUCAAUGAAUGUGUUGGUUAAAAGGCAAGGAAAGGUAGACAUGGUAGGGGCACAAUUUGAUCCCCAGGUCCAUGAUGAUGUGAGACCUCUUAUGUUAGGACUUUUAUUUUGAUGGAUAAUAGCUCUGUAGUCUGAGAAAGAAUAAAUUAGUGUUUUAAGAGGGAAGUGUUGCAUGUUGUCACACUUACACCUGGAAAUGUAGACAUGCUGAUACAGACACAGCUUGGUCACGAGUCAGGGUAGGAUGUAGCUAGCUAGUUAGCCACCCAUGUGUCGAACAUUGGACCCUAUGUGAUUGCCAGAGAAAGCUAACAUGUAGCAGGAAAUGUAAAUAGUGAGAGUCGAAGGACCGCUCUAAACGUACUGGAGAGGUGUUACAUGACAGACGGUUCAAUUCCCAAUGCAUUAUACAAGCCAGGAAUUGAGUUUCCUUCUCUUGCAAUUAACAGCAUGUGAUUAUUAUUUGACCCUGCUGGUCAUCUAUGAACGUUUGUACAUCUUGAAGAACGAUCUGGCCUUAAUGGCCAUGUACUCUUAUAAUCUCCACCCGGCACAGCCAGAAAAGGACUGGCCACCCCUCAGAGCCUGGUUCCUCUCUAGGUUUCUUCCUAGGUUCCUGCCUUUCUAGGGAGUUUUUCCUAGCCUCUGUGCUUCUACUUCUGCUUCUGCAUUGCUGUUUGGGGUUUUAGGCUGGGUUUCUGUAUAAGCACUUUGUGACAUCUGCUGAUGUAAAAAGGGCUUUAUAAAUACAUUUUAUUUGAAGUGCUUUGCAAGUUUAAAGGAGAAUGAGGUAGGUUAACAUGAAACUAAAGAGGUUUCAAGAGGUCAUGGGAAGAUUUCAAAUGUUGAAAGCAAUUUGAUUUGUCUGUUUGUCUGCGUUACUUAGGAUGUUAUGUCUAUUUGCAUGCUUUUCAUAUACAAAUUUGAUUGCGUCCAUAUGACAUUUGCGUUUACGUUUUAGUUGUCUGUGAACUCAGAUAACUACUGCACACAUGAUUUUACCUCUACACAUUUGUUGUGGUUGACGUCUUAGUUAACUAAGAUUGGUAGUGUGCAUGUUAACCCUCUACUGUAAACUUUUUGUCUGUGCUUUCCUAGAUGUUGUGUAUAUGUCUGUUUUGACUGUUGCAUCUCUUCUUUAUUCUCUCUCCCUCUCGCUUGCUCUCUGUGUGUCUCUCUCUCUCUCUCUCUCUCUGUCUCUCUCUCUCUCUCUCUCUCUCUCUCUCUCUCUCUCUCUCUCUCUCUCUCUCUCUCUCUCUCUCUCUCUCUCUCUCUCUCUCUCUCUCUCUCUCUCUCUCUCAGGCUGUGAUAACCUGGUGUGUGUGUGGGAUGUGGGCACGGGGGAGCUGGUGUACCAGAUAGGCGAUGCCCACCCCGACCUGAUCUACAGCGUGAGCUGGAACCGGGACGGCAGUGCCAUCUGCACCGUGUGCAAGGACAAGGCGCUGCGUGUCAUCGACCCACGACGGGGCACCGUCCUCAAGGUGAGUCCCGUCUGUCCCAUGUAGUAUGACACACCCAUGCAAAUGAAUGGAAAUAAGUCGUACAGAGAUUUAGAUAAAAUGACGAGAUACCUAUGUCUCCACCUUAACAAUGGGAUUCGUUGUCCACAGAGCGGAACGGCGGGCUGUCAAGCUCCCGUCUAUUCCUCUCUUUGGAUUGAUGGAUACAUUUAGUUAUUUUAAUACUUUUUUGAAUAUUCGAUUAGGGAUGUUGACGUCAACCACCUGUAUUCAAUGGAGAGAGAUGCUAUGCUACUAGCCACAUGUCAUGAAUAUGCAUAGCCAUCUCGAGAUAAUUCUGAUAUAUAUAUAUAUAUAAUAUAUAUAUAUUUUUUUUUUUGCAGUGAUGUCACAUGUCCUACUUAUAUCAUUACGCUCGUAACAACCUAAGUAUUACUAAACUUCUAUUAGCUCAAAUAAACCUCACGUAGCAAAUAAGCCAUUACAUUUUUUGUUGACCAAAUUCGACACUCAUUGACCUCCAUACAAAAACUCCUGGCUUGUUGAGCGAAAGAAACGAAACAAAUUUGUCUGGAGAAGACAGAUUUUUUCGCUCGGCUGUCCCUCUCACUUUGCCUUUUCCUCUGGUCUUUAGUACCAAUAACAGUACAACUUUACUGUCCUUCAAGGGGAAAUUCACCAACACAAAGUGGACUGUAACACAUAAGCUCUCCACUGCUUAAGAAAAUAUCCUGCUUAUGAAAGAAAAUAUGAUUCAGCCAAAUCCCCCAAAUAAUGUAUAUUGUAUAAGUUUGUAUGAACUCUACCUUCUGUACAUAUGACUUUUGACAUUGACUCUACCUACCACUUGUUGCUGUGUCUCAGGUGAAAGAGAAGGUCCACGACGGCACCAGGCCCAUGAGGGCCGUGUUCCUCUCCGACGGGAAGAUCCUGACCACAGGCUUCAGCCGCAUGAGUGAAAGGCAGCUAGCCUUGUGGGAUACGGUAUGUCGGCUGGAUGGAUACAUUUCAUAUACACUGAGGACACCAAACAUUAGGAACACUUUCCUAAUAUUGAGUUGCACCCCCCCCCUUUUGCCCUCAGAAGAGCCUAAAUUUGUCGGCGCAUGAACUCUACAAGGUGUCAAGCGUUCCACAGGGAUGCUGGACUAUGUUGACUCCAAUGCUUCCCACAGUUGUGUCAAGUUGGCUGGAUGUCCUUUGGGUGGUGGACCAUUCUUGAUACACACAGGAAAUUGUUGAGUUUGAAAAACCCAGCAGUGUUGCAGCUCUUGACACAAACCGGUGCGCCUGGCACCUACUGCCAUACCCUGUUCAAGGGCACUUAAAUAUUUUGUCUUGCCCAUUCACCCUAUGAAUGGCACACAUACACAAUCCAUGUCUCAAUUGUCUCAAGGCUUAACAAUCCGUCUUUAACCGGUCUCCUCCCCUUCAUCUACACUGAUUGAAGUGGAUUUAACAAGAAACAUCAAUAAGGGAUCAUAGCUUUCACCUGGAUUCACCUGGUCAGUCUAUGUCAUGGAAAGAGCAGGUGUUCCUAAUGUUUUGUACACUCAGUGUACAUGACCUUGUUGAGUCUUAUGGGAGUGUAUGGUAGAGGAGUGUGUUGUGCUGAGGUGUCAUGACAGUACAGUACAGGUCAGCCCUGUUUAUUUUCCCUUGACGCAGCACCUAGGGGUUCAAUACACACACUUACCAAGUAGUGGGAGCUAAAUAAACACUGUAACUGUAAACAGUGGAAUCUUCAUAGUGCCUUGGAAAGGUAGCUAGAUCAACAGGUUCAGCUGCUACGUGUUCAGCCAGGCGCAGCAGUGACGUACAUUAUCAGCAUGAGAUUAAAUACAUUCAAAUCCAAGCUCAUAGUUUCAGGUUUUAUUAGUCGUAAAGGAUACACAUGGUAUACACCGUCCAAUGAAAUGCUUACGUUUAGGUUCCUUCUCAACAAUGCAACAACAAUAAGAAAUAAUAAAAGAUAAGAAUACGAACAUAAAGUAAAUGGCAGUAGAAUAGAAUAAACAUUUUAGCAUCAGUAUAAUACAGGAAGGCACAAUUUAUAGUCCAAUAUUUACACCUGUAUCAGGGAAGGGGGGAUUGGGGGGAAAUGUUAACAUUUGUUAGCAUUACAGUGGGGGGGAAAUGUUAACAUUUGUUAGCAUUACAGUGGGGGGGAAAUGUUAACAUUUGUUAGCAUUACAGUGGGGGGGAAAUGUUAACAUUUGUUAGCAUUACAGUGGGGGGGAAAUGUUAACAUUUGUUAGCAUUACAGUGGGGGGGGAAAUGUUAACAUUUGUUAGCAUUACAGUGGGGGGGAAAUGUUUACAUUUGUUAGCAUUACAGUGGGGGGGGAAAUGUUAACAUUUGUUAGCAUUACAGUGGGGGGGAAAUGUUAACAUUUGUUAGCAUUACAGUGGGGGGGAAAUGUUUACAUUUGGCAGUAUUAGCAAUAGUAAAUACGAGUCUGGUAGCAGCGCGUGCGUGAAUGAGUAAGUGAUUGCACUCAGACCUCAUGCUCCGAUACGGUCUGCCUGACGGUAAGGGAGUGAACAGCUCGUGGCUGAGGUGUGUGGGGUCCUUGAUGCUGCAGGACUUCCUCAGGCACCGUUUCAGGUAGAUGUCCUGGAUGGGUGGGAACACAGCCCCAGUGAUGUACUGGGCCCUCUUCACCACCCGCUGGAGGGCCUUGCGGUCGUGGACAGAGCAAUUCCUGUACCAGGCCGGUCAGGAUGCUCUUGAUGGUGCAGCGGUAGUAUUUGGAGAGGACCCGGGUGUUGUUGGUCCAUGUCAAAUCAUAGGUGAUGUGUACGCAGAGGAACUUAAAAAUGCUGACUCUUUCUACUGCAGUCCCGUUGAUGUUGUUCGGGGGCUUGUUCUCUCCUCUGCUUCCUGAAGUCAACAAUCAACUCCUUUGUUUUGCUGACGUUGAGGGAGAGGUUGUUGUCCUGGCAACACAAUGCCAGUUCACUUACCUCCUCCCUAUAGGCUGACUCAUUGUUGUUGGGAUCAGGCCUACAACCGUGGUGUCGUCAGCAAACUUGAUGAUGGAGUCGGUGUCGUGCAAAGCCACGCAGUCGUGGGUGAACAGGAGGUACAGCAGAGGGCUGGGGACACACCCCUGGGGGGCCCCUGUGUUAAAUCACUGUGGAGGAGGUGUUGUUGCCAAUCCUCACAGCCUGUGGUCUUCCCGUCAGGGCUCUGCAUUUGGUGACGAGCUUGUAGGGAACAAUUAGUAUUGAAUACUGAACUGUAGUCAAUGAACAGCAUUCUCUCAUGCAGAUGUUCUAAUUAUGGUAUGUGUGUUGCAGAGUGAUAUGUCUGAGCCAAUGGCAGUGCAGGAGAUGGACACCAGUAACGGUGUUCUCCUUCCCUACUACGACCCUGACACUAACAUGGUCUACCUGUGUGGAAAGGUACAGUACAUCCAUUUCCUUCAACACUUUCAACAAUUUCUGCUGGCGGCAUAUGAUCGGAUUAGAAGAUCUCCCCCCUCCUGAUGUUUGGUUCAGUCCCAUUUAUCUGUUGAUCACUCUCAGGGGGACUGCACCAUCCGGUACUUUGAGGUGACGGACGAAUCGCCUUACGUCCAUUUCCUCAGCCUGUACAGCAGUAAAGAGCCCCAGCGAGGAGCAGGCUUUCUCAGCAAGAGGGGCGUGGACGUCAACAAGUGUGAGAUAGCCAGGUGAACAGGUUUUUCAGCGUGUCUUCAUGGUUGUUAGUUGAAUUCUUCCUCUGUGUAUUUAUACCCUUUGUUCUGUUUUUCACCCCUCCUCUCCCCCUUUCAUGCCCUCCCACUGUAAUUCAUUUCUAUCUUUCUUUCUUUCACUCUCUUUCAUUAUCUUUCAUUCAUUCACUUUUUCAUUCACUCUCUCUGUCUCCUCUCUCUCGCAUAUUGCAGGUUCUACAAAUUGCAUGAGAGGAAAGUAGAGCCCAUUUCUAUGACAGUACCACGGAAGGUAAACCAUGCAUUUCGAAACAAAGACAUUUGAAGUCUAAGGACUAAGGCCAUAUUCCAAUAGCCACACUAGCAUCCCACAUAGAAUCCAUGCCCAAAACAUGACAUUCUACUAAGUGGCAUGUUAAUGUGGAUAUUGGAACAGGGAGUUUUAUUUAAACCACCCUCUCCCCCUCCCCUCUCUCUUGCCUCCUCAGUCAGACCUGUUCCAGGGGGACCUGUACCCGGACACGGCCGGUGUGGAGCCCUCCCUCCUGGCCGAGGACUGGAUCGCUGGGCAGGACGCGCCGCCCCUGCUUGUCUCUCUGAGCGGGGGCUACGCUGGCGCCCCCUCCAAGCACAGAGACAACCUCAGGAACAAGCCCAAGCUGCUGUCACAGGGCUCCGGGAAGGAUUCUUCCCCAGUCCCCCAGCAGGCCGCCUCGCCCACGGCAACCACCACCACCGCCGUCACCAGGGAAAUGGAGAGCGAGGGGGUGGGGGUGGUGCAGCAGAGGGUUACUCAAGGAGAAGGAGCAUCCGAUAGGGUGAAAAGAGAGGUGAGAAUGGAGUUUGGGUAUGGCAGUAAGCAUAGCAGGGCUGUAUUCACUAGUGCACACUGUAGCAAAACGUUUUAUAACGAGAGUUUCUUAUUGCUCAAGUUCAGGUUGUCUCCCUUAGAGAAAUAGGUAUGAGUAUGGACAUAGAAGUGCCAGAAAAGUGACGAUUUAGGAUGUCAUCAUGUAUGUGACUGCAUUCUCCCUCUUCACCUCCCUCUCGCCCCUUCCUUCCUUCAUCCAUCCAUCCCUCCAUCCCUCUUCCCCUUUCCAGGAGGAGGUGCUGAGCGAGGUGCUAGCGGAGGUGAAGGCCCUGCGUUCAGUGGUCUUGGCCCAGGGCCAGAGGAUCGAGCUGCUGGAGAGGCAGCUGGUCCGCAUUGAGGACGGGGACGUCUGAUUGGCCGAGGGGCGUCACCACUACACCCAAAGGGCAUUCUUACUAAGACUCCAUAGACCAUAGCCUUACUAGAAUCAACAGCAGUACCUUAAGCUGUUUGGGAGUGGGAUGAUGUAGUGAAGUAUAGCUCAGUGACUAACUGUGUGAAUCACAGAGGGGUCGAGAAUAAGGUGAAUUAUUAUAGUGAAGGUGUGCAGAGACCAAUUUGGUUUCUGUGGGUGAAUCUAAAUGGUGUUUUCUUGUUACCACACGUCCUCUCUCCUCGCCUUCUCAAAACGCAUUUGUAGAGCAAGUCAGAGGUUCCUCCCCUCGGACCUUCUCUUCCAAUGGGUUUUUGAGAAGGAAGCGAGGAGAGAGGAUGCGAGGAGUCACGGAAAUACAAUUGAGAUGCACCCGACAACUCUUUAGAUGCUGCUUCAGUU